Amoebophrya sp. A120 is the source of this 14302-nucleotide messenger RNA. The record is from the annotation of a GenBank genome assembly. NCBI's taxonomy places the organism in Eukaryota, Dinophyceae, Syndiniales, Amoebophryaceae.
CGUAAUUAUAUCGCUCGUCUUCGUUUCUUCUGUACUUUAUUUCAUUGGACACGAGGAUCUCAGGGUUCUUCUGUUUUUGCCUAUUUUCACCUGUACAUUUCCUUUGGUCAUCUUUUCUACUAUUUUGUAAUUUUCACUUUUACUACAAACAACCUACCUAGACUUUUUUGUCGAACAUGAGGCAAACGCGCAGCAAUCGCACGACCAAUCGUGUUGGCAUUGUGCCUCUGCUCAUCCUGUUCGUAUUGCACCCGGACACGCUUAUUUUCAGGGUUGCGGCCUGGGACCCGAAAUUUCGUGGAAAGCGCGUGGACAACAUCAACUAUUACAAUGCGUUCGAGCUGCUGGGCCAGGGCUGGUGCACCAACAGCGACCUAAAUUUAGAGCGGCGGAAGAAGACCGUCGCGUCCGAGAGCGAAUGCGCCAGCUUGUGUAUCCAGGAGGAGCGGUGCUCCGGGUUCGGGCACCAGCGGCUGCUGUACUCGGAUUGCGAAAUCUACGGGCCGAAACUGGACGACUCGGUGUUACUCCCCGUGCCGCCAUGGACGUACUACAUCGACCCGGCGUCGAGACCGGAGAUCCCGAACGGGCAGUUCAACACGGAGUGCUACCGCAAGACCUUCAAUGCCGACGGGACCAACGUGAAGCACUGCGAGAUCGCCGCGCCGGACGACAGCAAGUACUACUACGCGCGGCCCUGUCAGGAGGGCUUUUCCAUCGCCGAGGGCGGGUCCUGCACCCUGACGUGCAACACACAGGCGGGGUACGUGCCCUUCCCCGCGCCGCCGCUGAAGGCGACCUGCAUCAACGGACAGCUUCUGUCCCCCUCCAUGCAGGCGGCGGGCUGCGUGACCGCCGCGCAGCAGGUCAACCUGCAGCUCCUGGCCUCGACCAGCGACAUCUCCUGGCCGGCGAAGAGAUUGUCGGCCAGUCUCACCUCCUGGUGGUUCUCCGGCGUGAAUCUGGACAUUCUGUACAGCCCCGAACGGACCCAGGCGCAGCGGUACUUCCAGGUCUUGACGGCGGACUUCGAAACCUGGCCGAUCUGCAACGGGUACGAGCACUACCCGGGCAUGCGCGGGAACGGCGGGCUGGUUCUGCCCAUGGACAUUGACUUAGUAACCGAGAUGCGCCAUUCCCUGCAGUACGCACUGCAGUUGCCGAACCAGACGUACGGGCUGCAGAUCUCCUCCUGCGAGUACAACCGAACCCGCGCAAUGCUGUACUUGCCCAGCCCGUUCGGGUCCGCAGCGGAGGAGCAAAAGUUUUUACGAGAUCUGAACAACCGCACGAUGCACGCGUUGGUGGAUGUGAACAUCGCACUGCGGCACAAUUUGCGGUUCAACCGCAUGCCGAACUUGCUGGAGUACAACGAGACGCACGGGUUCGUGUUUUUGAACAAAUUGUGGAGCACGCGGCAGUGCAAUGAGGAGUUCACGUACGACAACUACGUGGGGUGUGCGUACACCACCACGACCGGGCUCCGGUGUCAGACCUGGGAGGAGAUCAUCCCGCACCUACACCCCUUCUCCACACUGACCGCGGACGCGACGACGCCGUUGUUGGAUGACCGGGGGUUCAACGAGGAGAAUCCCUACGUCCAGCAGGAGUUGAUCAACCGACAGAAUGCCAUCGACGCGUCGACCACGAAGGCGCCCGAAACGUUUGGCGUGACCACGCGGUCGCCGAACGCCCCGUCCGAUUUCGGCGUCACCAACUACAACCCGGACGUGUUUUACCCCGGGGGGCUGCUGGUGGACUUGCCCUUGGACCAGAACUACUGCCGCAACCCGGACGGACGCAACCAGGGGCAGGCGGACAAGGGCGGCAGUAACAGCAUUUGGUGCUUCACGGUGGACCCGCUGUUGCGGUUCGACUACUGUUCGCCAAUGGUGGUGAACCCGGUGCCCGAGGUGUGCCGGACCCUGGUCCGCGGCGACCAGCUGGCAUAUCAACUGUAAAAAUGUCUGGGUCUCCUGGAAGAUUCUGACACUUGCCAUGCACUUUUUGCAUGAGUCCUGAUGUCUGUGAUGCAUGCCCUAGCAUCACAUAUUUUUUGAGAGCUUCGCGAUGCCUUUUCCGCAUGACAAAUGCCUUCUCAGCGUGGCAAAAAUUGCAUUCCCUUUGGUACUCAUGCAACACAGAUUUUUUUGGAAUCCAAAUGCAGCAUCACAAGUUGCAUUCUUCCAGACCCAGACAUUUUUACAUUUGAUAUGGCGCCACAGCAGUCGAUGAUCAACCUGGACGGGAACCCGAUUCUGCGCAACGCGACCACGGUGCGCCCCUUUUUGGUGCCCCACGAGUCGAUCUCCGACGACUCGCUGAAGUGCCAGGACGUGCACCCGGACUUCGACGGGGACCUGUUCAUGACGUGCAACCCGGAGGAUUUGACGAUCACCUUCGACAUUUCGAAUUGCAACGACACUAAGUUUUUCCGGAACGACGAUAUGUUGGUGGACCGCUACAAGGAGAUCCUCGUCGUGGACGCGUCGUCCUACCAGGACUGCCGCAAAGCCGCGAUCGACCACGGACUCAGCUACUUCCGCGAGCGGCCCGAGGGCUUCGAGUACCAGUCGUUCACCACCGUGCCGGUGGCGCCGGGCAGCGUGGAGACGGAGUUGCGGCAGGUGACCAGCAUGAACUGCUUGCUAUACCAAAAGUCCCAGGGCUUCCGGCUGAAGGACAAGACGGACCAGGGGGACGUCGUGGCGGUGUACGAGCUGCGCGGCGUCCCCUACGAGUGGGCGACGAGCGACCCGCAGUUUCGCGUCACCGGCAAAGCGGACGCCGGGGAGGAGGGGGGCACGUCGAGUUUCAUGCUCGGUGGCGGCGCCUUCCUCGGCGUGCUAAUCGCGUACCAGAUCUACUCGUCCUGCCGGUCCGGGGAGCUGCAGGCCUUGUUAUUCGGCGGCGACGCGCGGGACGGCGAGGGCAAGAGCAGCGGCAUAUCGGCGUUUCAACCAGUGUUCAAACAUGCGAAGCUGAUUCCCUUCAAUCCGGACAUCAUGUUGGCGAAGCGGAAGGCCGGAUCGACCGAGGAGCGCGCCGCGGAACAGGGCGGUUUGUCGAAGGAGGAGGCGGUCCGGAAAUUUAUCAAGGACCGCGAGGUGCUGGAAGCGAACAUUGAGUACGCGGAAUUCGAGCGCAAAGAGGCGAUCCGGCUGAAGCGCGAGGCGGAGCUCGAGAAAACGAAGGAGAUCUUCGCGGCGAAGCUGCUGAUUCUGAAAAACUUCUUCUUCGACGGCAAUAAGUGGCGGGGCUACGACCCCCAGCCGUUGGUGCGCGAGGAGGACGGUGGGGAGGUGGAUGAGGACCGCGGGAAGAUCGAGAAGAAGAAAAAGAAGGCGGGCCGCCUGCUGACGAAGAAGGACUCGAAACUGGACCGGCGGCGCCUGCUGACCCGGCGGAGCAGCUCCGCGAUGCUGGCCGAGCAGGAAAUCGGGCUGGAGCCGCACCCCAACCAGGUGUUGUCCGUCCGAAAAGCGGGGAUUUUGAUGAGCAAUCUGCUGAAGCGGUCCGACGGCCGCAUCUCCGGAAUGCGUGCGGACGACGAGGACGGGAGCAAGACGGAAGGGGACCGCCGGCAUCUGCACUACGCGCUGUCGCAACGGGGGAAGAAGGUGUUGAAAGACGUGAAGAAGGCGGUGACGGCGCACGAGAUUGAGAGGGGCUUCGGGUGGGUGAACAAGAUGGAGCGGACGCUCUCCGUGCCGGACGACAUGUCGAAGCAGCGGAACAUGCUGACGCCCUUCGUCACGAAGUACUACGUGCGGAAAGCGCUGGAUGAGGAGGACCGUAUCAUGGAGCGACAGCCCCACCGCAUCAUCCGCGCGUACCGGAAGAGGCAUCAGGUGACGCAGAAGGUCCGGUCGCAUCUUUACAAGAAGCGGAGUUUCUUCCACGCCAUGGGCUGGGACCCGUUACGGGAUGAGGCCGGUACGCUGCAUUUAAAGCCGCUCGUGGAGACCAAGUCCGCGAAAUCAAAGAAGGAAAAGCUGAAGAACAAGGGAGUCAUCGCCACGGAAGUCGAGCUCGACGCGCAAUACACAAUGGAGAUGGAGGCCGUCAUCGCGCAGAAGGCACUGGCGCCGCAUUUGAAAGACAAAAGUACUUUAUAAUGUGAUUUUACACUGUGCAUUUGAGCUUUGUGUUUUUUGUCGAACGUUUCAGACUGAGCAUUGCCGUCCGUUGCAUGAAACAAAACUAGCAAAAUUCAUCCAGAGGUCACAACUGAAAAAAAUUCUUUCUCAACACUCACAGGUUCCAAGUUGGCCAUGAAGCUGAUGCAAGCAGAGCAGGAGAGGGCCAGACUAGCAGCAGAGGCCGCGUCGGCGGAGAAGGCGAAUGCCGCCCCGCCACUCACCGACGUGUCCGCCGAGUUACCACCGUUGGACGAGGAGACGCUCGGCACCGCCGAGCUGGUCAAGGAGUACAACGUGGCCGAGGCGGCCGAAAAGGAGGGCAGCCACGCCGAGGUUGAUUCGAACCCGACUGUGAACCUGGACGGGGGCAAGGAGGUGAUCGAAAUAGACGUAGACAGACCAGCUGCCGGCCCACCUGGCGUGGGCAGCAGUGGAACUACUGGGUCUAGUAAUCAACAACAACCUUCACAGCAGCAGCUGGCGAGGAAUAAUCAGAAUCGCGUCAGUCCGCUGACGGCCUCGGUGCCCGUUGGUGGUGUACGAGCAACUGCUACGCCCGGCAAGAAUUCCGCGGCGCCGAAAAUCACGAUCAUUUCCGCUACCGGUAAGAAGCCCUUUUCGCGCGAGCGCAUCGCGCAUUACGUGCAGCGGGAGAAGCGGCUGCGGCGCAAGGCGCACUCCGUGUCCGGUGGCGGCCGUAUGGAGACCAACGCCAUCAUCGGACCCCGUGGGGUGUACCCCUGGCAGAAAAACUCGGAGGGGAAUGUCAGGCGGUUCAAGGACCGCAUGAAGUUCCUCUUUAAGCACGAGUACGAGGAGAAGAUCGAGAAGAAGCGGUACGAAAACCAACUGAAGCGCAAGAAAAAGAUGUCCGCCGAGGACAAGCGGAUUGCCGAGGCGUUCGGAGAUAAAACCGCGAACAUUUUGAACGAAUUCAUCCCGAAGAACCCCAAGGUCCACUCCCCACUGCUCUUGCACCCACUGAUCAACGCCAGUCGCACGCAGCCGAUCCGGUUCCAGGAGCGGCACAAGGCCAUCUGGAUCCGGGGGCUGGACUUCCAGGUGGCCAAGGACUACAAUUCCAUCGUGCACUACUGCGACCUAGCGAAAGUGGAGGACACGCCAGUGCAGGAGAGCAUCGCCUGGAAAAUUUCACGAUUGGUCCCGAGGAAGGAGCGAUUAAAGCAGAAGCAACUUCUGAAAGAAAAGAGAAAAAGAGGACAAGGGACCAGUCUCGGGGGAACGAAUUCCUCCUCUUCCUCCUCCUCCGAUGACCAGGGGUCGAUCUUCUACACGCGCGAGGACAAGGAGGCGAAGUACAAGUACCCGCCCACGCACGUGUCGUCCCUGGAGAACACGAACAGUCUGUUUUCCUCCACGAUGUACCGGAAUUUCGAGAUCGACAUCGACUGGAACGAUCCGAUUGCGGUCGCGAGGUACAAGCUGUGGACCCCGGAGGACCUAUCAGAUGUAAAAAUGUCUGGGUCUGGAAGAUUCUGAGACUUGACCCAGGAUGUCUGUAAUGCACGACCUAGCAUCACAGAUUUUUAGCAGGCUUCCUGAUGCCUACUCCGCAUGACAAACGCCCUCCCCGCGUAGCACAAACUAGACUCCUCUUGCUGGUCAUGCAAUGCAGAUUUUUUUAGAGUUCAAAGUUAGCAUCACAAGUUCCAACCUUCCAGACCCAGACAUUUUUGCAUUUGAUAGGACCCAAAAGAGGACGAUACCAACAUCGUGCUGUGCAAGGACUACCGGCUCCCCCCGAUCUCGCACCACAGCUACCACCACUACGGCCACGUGUGCUCGGAGGCCCGGUUGAAGGGACUGUUGAACCACAUUGACACGGACCCGGCGCCCGUGGUCACGGACGUGGUCACCAGCACGGUGGUGUCGGUUUUGCGGAACAAACCCUUCCUGCUCACCGGGGACCUGUCUGCGCAGGUCGUGGACGAGGCCGGCGGCGCUUCGGUGGCGCAGAAGCGCUACGCGUGGGACGAGCACAAGCAGCGGCUGUUCGUGGAGAAGGUGAAGCUCGGGGGCGCGCAGAAGUGGGUGGCGCACGUGGUGCACGCCCAGCGGUCGUUCCUGGAAAAGCACUGGGCCCUGCAGACCAACCACCUUUCGCCGCGCGGUGAGGGCGCACGGUCGAUCUUCGGAAACGGUUUGGCGACAGACGCAGCGGUGGAGGAGGAAAAGUCGUUGGGUCAUUCUGGUGUUUCUACUUCUGCGACAAGGCUGCAAGAGCGGCAGUUGCGGGAGGACACGAAGCAGCUGUGUCGGGUGUCGACAAGAUUGGAGCGGCUCGUCUCCGCGCAGCUACAGAUGGAGAAGAUGGAGCGGGCCUUGAGAAGCGAGGAAGUCAUCCCGGAAAUUAGCGCAACAGAAGCGGAGGAGGGAGUCGUGUCUGGUCCUGUGGAAGCUGCUGUUCCCGCUGUUGACAGCAGUGCGACUGGAACAACAAUUGAGCAAGUGCACCAGGAACAAAGCUCUACAACUUCCACCAGCGUCCAGAAUGUCGGGCUGUCCAUCCAGAUCAACCACGCUAGCAACUUCCUGAAACCGAUGACGCCGGACAUGGACCUGCACCCCUUUGUGCGGGUGACGAUUUUGAAGAAGCUGAAGGAGGAAGAGCCUGAGGAGCUGCACGUGAAAUUUGCGGAAAAGACGGCCGAGUCCUUCAAGUCCGCGGACAAGCACGCGGCUGCCGUAGGGAAGCAGAGGCGGUCGAGAUCGAAGGAGAGCCUGAAGAGCUUUGGGCGCACGGAUGUAGAGAUGUUCGAGUCGUUUCAGACCAACGUCAUACCUUCGGUAAAGAACUUGCUCGCGUACAGCAGUCGAAGCCAAAGCAGUGUUGCCCGUUCCAAUACGACCACCAACAGUUUCCGUCCGAGUGCCGCGAACGCGAGAAUGGUGGACCGGGCGAACGAUCUGAUCAAGUGGGAGCAAGAACUGCUGUUUCCGAAGCCCGCAGAAAAGGAAGAGCUGGAAGAAAUCCUGUUUCAAGUUUUCGACGAUUACUACCGCGACGAGAAGACAAACGAGCCCUUGCUUUUAGGCGAGGCGAGGAUGAGUGUGCAAGAGCUGGACCAGCUCAUUUCAACAUCGAAUGUUAGUGCAAGCAGCAGCGUUCUUGGCUUGGGUUCAUCAACGUCAAAAAACCUGACGCUGACGAACCCGGAGGAGGCGAAGCAGCCCCCUUACGCGUUGGAGUCAAAGUUGGGGUUUGGGUUGGAGCAGUUCUCGAAGACCAAUGCAACUUUGAACGAAAAGAGGAUGAAACGAGCGUUGAAUAUCACCGUGACGCCGCGGAAGUUGCUCAACCUGAGCAUCGAAACAGUUUCUCUGAACGCAAACUCGGACCUGAUGCAAAAGAGCUACGAGGAAGAGCUCCCGGGCUGCUUCGUCCAGAUGGAGAUUCUGCAGCAGGAGAGCGCAACGCGCACGCGAACGUCGUCGCAAGAUUUGGCGCGUGUGAUCGUCGGGGAACCAGUUGAGGAGACAAACCAGACCAUCCGGUUCGAUUGGAACGGCUCGCUUCUGUACAAAGAGGGCAAUAGUGUUGAGGACGAUGCUGCUCUUACCAACACAGCGUCGGACCGGUUUGGUAUGAUCACUGGAACGAGCAGUACAACAAAACGCUCUACAACGACGCGAGUAGCGUUUUACGUGAAGAAGGAGGAAGAGAGAAAGCAGAGCACCAUCCUCGGCGAAGCUGUCAUCGACCUGGACUCGGCUUUGCAGACAAACGGAAUAGAUGAACCGAUUGAAUUGAAGUUGCAGGGACUAAACCAGGAUUUGGCAAGCCCGGAGGACGAGGUUCUUGCAGAUGACGGCGCGGAGAUGAAGGCGAAUGCAGCAUCACCGGGGUUUGUCGGAUCGCUAAUCGUCCGGCUCAACGGCGGUAGUGGUGGUGCACAAGUGCCCAGCGGUCCUGCGGCAGUAGUUGCGAAAGACCAGCCCAUAGAUCAUCAGAACGCGACGAUGAACCCGAGCACCGAGCUAUCGGUGGUCUCAUCCAGCACGCGGCCGGAACACCAAAUUCCGGAGAUCAAAAUCAUUCCGCCGCUCGCCGCGCUGAAGUGGGUGGCCACGACGGAGCUUCCGAAGAAGGCCCGACUGGGGUCCUCCAUUCUGGGGCUCGCCAAGGCCGCGGCGAAGAAGGGCGGGGUGGACCGCCUGGGCAAGCUGGCCGGCAAGCAGCGCGCGGCCUGCGAGUUCAUUCUGCAGAAGCCGGACGGGUUCCAGCGGGGGCGCAACCCGGACGUGCGGUUCGAGCGGUUCCCCGGCCGCUCGGACUCCGCCCCGGCGCGGUACUACCCGCAGUCCAAGGCGUUUUCCGAUGUGGGGUUCUUCGACUUCCUGGGCGAGAAGCUGCGGCGCGUGUCGGUCCGCAAGAAGGAGGAGCACCGGAUCGCGCUCGAGAAGCAGCACGCGGAGCGGAUGCGGCGCAAGCAGAAGUUGGAGGCGGAGAAGGUCUACGAGGCGCAGCAGCAUCUCGGGUUCGACGACACGGCGGCCACCGCCGCGUUCGGGGGCUUGCCGGAAAGACUGCUGCCGACCAACACGUUCUCCGAGGACUUCUUCCCGGAGCUCACCGGGUUCCGCGUCACCGUCAAGUCUGGCCAGGACUUGAACGAGGAGUCCUGGCCGCUGAUGGGCAAGCACAGAAUCGACGAUCCGGUGGUGAAGAUCUACGUGGGCAGCGGCAACUUCCAGGUGGGCCACGCCGCCUGGUCGAUCUCCGCGAACGUGGGCCAGAAGAAGCAGGUGUCGUCCACCACCGGCGAGGCCACGCUCCCCAGCUUCAAGCGGCAGGGCAAGGUGGACCCGGACACGCUGCUGUUCACGAGCGACCAGUUCACGCGCAACCCCUCGGCGGCGAACGAGAUUCUGUUUGACCCCAACGUCACCUCGUUCUCGACACUGCUGCAGGACUCGCAGAAGUACUUCCGCUUCCAGGUGUUCGACCGGGACUGGUCCAACUCGGAGCUGAUCGGCGAGGCGAUUUUGCACCGGGGCUUCUUCCACGCCGGGUUCGACGGCAACCUGAAGCUGUGGAAGAAGUUCCCCCCGGACCCGAAGAAGGCCGACCCGUCCGCGCGGAUUCUGGCGGACUGCGGCUCGCUGAACAUCAGCAUUGUGCCCAUCGGCAAGCUGCAGCUGUUCGUGGAGCGUGCGGACGAGAUCUACGAGCCGGACUUCGCGGCGCUGGACAAGUGCAACCCGUGGAUCAAGAUCAACGUGGGCAGCUCCUUCAGCACGCGGUCGCAGUCCGUGAAAAACACGCGGUACCCGCUGUGGGAGUACCAGUGCGCGGUGCCCUGGGACCCGCGGUUCUACGAGCAGCUCGCCGUGGCAAAAACGCAGGGCAGCACGAACAGCAACACGAACUCGAACUUGAGUCCGGAGCAGGCGGAGGAGGAGAAGAAGAUCAUCCCCGUGGUGCACUUCGAGAUUUACGACAAGGAGGAGAAAGAACCCACCGCGCAGGAUCAGAUGAACCAGCGGGCAGGUGUGGAGCAGGUGCCGCUCGUGUCCGGGUCUGAGUUGCGCAAGUUCCAGGUGGAGUCGGGCACGGUGUCGCAGCCGCUGCAGCUGCAGCGGCGCGACGGUGCCAACGCGGGCACGCUAUUUCUGGAAAUUUUGGACGUCGAGCAGCCGGUGGUCGGAAAAAAGUCGGAAAAGCUGAACUCCGAGAAGCGCUACCAGCAACUCAUCUGGGUGUUCGGAAAAGACUGCGCGAAGAAGGAAAAGAUCCGGCGGGACAAAGAGGCGGCCAGUAUGGCGAAGCUGCGGCAGCUCAGCAAGGAGCGCACGCAAAGCAAGGAUAGCUCCGUGCAUCUGCAGCCCGGCCAGGACGCGCCGCCGGAGAACUCCGAGUUGAUCGUGGCGACGUAUUUGCGCAACCAGAACGCGACGCUGUUGAACCUCGAUUCCACUACUCUUGCGAUUGCGAAGCAGCUGGCGGCGGAGGAGGUGCAGCUGCCGCCGUUCUUCCAGCCCACGCUGUUUGCGUCGCGGAGAAUCAUCGUGGGGCAGCAGCUGCCCCCGGUGUUGCUUCCAAGCCAAGUUCGCAGAAAUUGGUGGCAACAAAACCAAUCUGCUGCGCUGGCGCUCUUGCCGCGGCUGGCGCGCGAGAUGUUCCAGAGCGCCGCACUAGCAGCGGCCAGAAAUAAGACAUCAUCCGCCCGAGCGACGAGUGCAACUACUAGUAUAGUCGCCGCGGGGAGUACUUCUAGCGGCCAUAAUUCUGGGCUCCUCGAUUCGGAAACGAUGAAAGCGAACUUCGCUGCCACGUGGCUCCCGGGGAUUCCCCGCAUGACGCCCGAGGACGCCGCGAUCAUCUGCGGGGUGCCGUUUCUGCACCUGACGAACAUCGCAGUGCCACCCGCACUGGAGAAGGUCGCUGAGGCCGACCUGGACGAGUUUUUCAACGUUGGCGGGGAGCAGGUGCGAAUCUCGCUGCCGCUGUCCAAGAAGAACGCGCUCAAGCUCCCGAAGGACGGGGUGGCGGAGCAGUCUGCCUGGCACAAGAUCCUCCCUUCGGUCUACGAGGCGCCGGAAACCAAGCGGAAGCCGAUCCCGAUCGAUUUGCUGCUGACCAUCGAGGUGAAGCGCGCCCAGAACAUCUAUCCGGAAAAUUUCAUCGGCACCGCGGACCCGUUCGUGCGUGUGCUGUUCCGGGACCAGGUGUUCGAGACGAAAAUCGUGACGAACAACCGGCAGGACCCGAUCUGGGACCAGAAGUUCGAGACAAAAGUCCCGGCCAGCGACGAGAUGCUGCAGAACCUGCUGCGGUUCGAGAUCUACGACGCGGACGCGGUGUUCCAAACCAAGAAGGAGCGGCUCACCAAGGCGCUGAUCGGCAAAACAAAGAUGAAGCUGGAGUACUUCGCGAAGCGGCAUUACGACGGCGGACUCAGUCUGAAGACCAGCAGUCGCAUGGUGGAGAAGAAGAAGGUGUUUGAGGAAGAGUCAUUGCACGCACCCACACUGUUCGUCCGCCUGCAGCUGGAGCCCUUCGACCGCGAGGAGGCCAUCAAGGCCGCGGCGCUCGGCGGCCUCUUCCUCGGGCAGUCGCUGGGCAACCAGCUGGGGCGCGGGUCGCUGAUGGCCGCCCGGCGGAAUCGAAAGAAGCAGCUGGCGGAGCAGCAGGCGCGCGAGCGGACCAGGUCAGAGUUGUCCAGCAACGCCUCUCCCGACACGAAGACGGACCGCGAGUCGUCCAAAGCGACAAGCCGCAGCUCGUCGGUUUCCAGCCUACCGAAUAGAGCGGGCAAGAAAAAAACCAGUAAGAGCGGGUUAGAACAAAACCCAGAUGCGAUCGCGGAGGAGGGAGAUGCGACCAAUGCCCCAGAGAAGAAGUUGAAAAAGGCGAAAUCAAUCGCGGAGCUGGCGCUGGCCUCCCACAAGAAGAAGCUCCGGGACGCCGAGGUGGAGAAGGGAAAUUUGAACAAGAUCAAAUCGAAGAAACUGCUUGAACCGAACCUGUUCAAGUCGCCGCGAAACCGGCGCAAGCACCAGGAGGCGGUCCGCAAGCACAAGCAGGAGCGGCGCAAGCUCAUGAAGCGCACGGACGAGGGCGACGCGAGCAGUGCGAGCGAAGCGGGGGACAGCAAGGAAAAAACCGAAGACAAGAAGAACGGUUCGGAGCUAGACUCCGAUGAGGACCAGAUCCCGUCCGACAUCUUCCCGGAGCGCCCCGCGGUGGCGCCACUCAGGCCGAAGAUCUUCGUUUCCGGGGUGCGGUACUCGGACACGCUGCACCACCCCGCGAUCGUGGACUGCUACGCUGACGUGUUCAAGGAGGCCUUCGCCGGCACCAAGCACUUAAACGAGCAGGAGGCGAAGGAGAAGCUGCGCAAGCGCAAGCUGGUCACGCUGAAGAAGACCGGGAACACCGAGCUGAACUCCAUCCUGAACGUGGAUUUCCAGACGCGCAAGCACCGCUACAAGAAGCACGGCAGGGAGAAGACCCUGUUCGAUGCGGACUUCAUCCGGACGCAACAGGGCUUCUUCGACGUGGACAAGGGCGAGUUCUCCUCCGACCGCCGGCGCGACCCGAGCGACUUUGACAACAGCUUCGAGCAGUCGUUCUACAGCAAUCUGUACUCGACGUUUUCCCAAGAGGACCACCACGACGAGUUCCGCAGCAGAUUCCACCACAGCGACCCGGAGGUGUCCUUCACGGACCGCAGUCCCAGCCCCGACGGGGACCGGUCGUCCAUGGAUGAAGGGAAGUUCUUCGCGGGCGUCUCGCAGGUGGAUCGAGAGUUCCAGUCCGCGGCGGGAGGUGGAGGAGGAAGAGGACCUGCUCAGGAGAACAAUUUUAUGCGCUCAGAUUCAAAUUCUCCAAACACGACGAUGCGCAGCGACCGCUUUCUUGGCGGGACAGGUAGGAACUUCUACACAGGGCGGGUCGAGAUCGAUUUAGGGGAAACGGACGACGAAGUGAAUGAGUACGAGCAGUACUACUGGGAGCGGCGCGGCAAGGCGAUUCUGACGCAGCACGCGGAGCAGAAGCGCGUGCGCACGCGGGGCGGCGAGCCGAAGGAGUACUUCACUCUGAACCAGGCGGGAGUGCGGCUGGACCUGUCGCCGGUGCGGCGGAACUUCACGGAGCACAUCCAGAUGCGCAACCACGAGCGCGAGCUGCGGGAGCAGGCGCGGCUGAAAAACUCGGGAAACAAAACCAAUUUGGUGAACCCCGCGUGGGGCGGAAUCCUGCCGCUGUCCGACGGCCGCGGUCGCCGGGACCUGGUGCACGUGGAUCCGACCGGCAUUGGUUCGAUCGCGAACACGACUUUGUCGAGCAGCAAGAGCGACAAAACCGCCUCGCGGUCCGUCGACGGUCGUGCGAAGCCGGAAAUCGAGCUGUAUCCGGCGAUCCCGAAGCGGGGGUCGCUGCGCGAGAUGGCGCCCAACUUUGCGAACGAGCCGAAUUACCUGCAGUCCGGCCGCCGGUCCCCGCUCCGCAUCGCCCGCAGCAUGGACCAGCCCAGCAGCGGCUACAGCAGCGCCAAGGAGAUCCCCACCUCGCCCAGCGUGGAGCGCGAGCGGCGGCGGAGGCUGCUGGGCGCCAAGAAGCGAACCGAGGAGCGGGACUACAGCCCGAACCUGCAGCUCCGCAUGGCGGCGGGGAAUAAAGAUACCCGCCGGGACGCUUUCCGCAUCCAGAUCCACCCGGACGACGAUGUUGUGGAACAGGCGGACGGCUACCACCCCUUCUGGCGCUCCAUGUUCUCCCUGAAGACCUCCUCGGGCAGCAAAAACCGCCCGGGCUUCUGGACGAAGCAGCCUAACUUCGACCCUGUCAAGGCCAAGGGGCCACCCACCAUGACCGAUUUCCGCACGCGGGACAUCGUGCAAGACAUGGCGGAAGCGGAGGCCGACGAUCAGUACGACUUCUGAGUUGUUUUGGAGAAAAUGAAUCAUAGCUUUUUCCGAAACGAUUUUUGAGAAGCCUGGAGUCAGAACCGCAGUUAUUUUGUCGUUCCGGUACUUGAGGCGCGCGGAUAACUGCGUAGUUUCUCUUAGAGUUUUCCUUUCAAUUUCUUGUCUUCAGCGAGCAUUUGUUAUUUUUUGCACAUUAUUUUCUUCGCACAGUCACACUGACAUUACAUUUUUGCACCGUUUGUAUUUUUCACAUUUUUACACUUUGACAUCCAAACUCGCCUCAGCGAGCAUUUGUUAUUUUUUGCACAUGAUCAUCAUCAUCUUCAGAUUCGAAUUCGCACUUGCCAUUUCACGUGUUUAACAGACACAUUUUUGCACUUUUUUUGUUGAACUGCUAUUUUUUCAUGGCUACCUCCGAAAACGCGCACCUCUUUACCCCUUAUGAUCCAGACGUCAGUCAGCCCUGACAAGUCACAAUUUCGCUAUUUGAGUAGCCCUCGUUGCUUUUUUUGUUUCCUGUUACAGCACAUCAGCAUCCUGAUUUCAAGCGAGCAUUUGUUAUUUUUUGCAGGUAUUUCGAAAGCGCAAGCGCAACCCGAAGCAAGCAUUUGUUAUUUUUUGCACAAAAUAAGAAAGAGAAACUAAGAGUAAGAUACGUAAGUCGCAAGCCCGAUACAAAACGAAUUUCGUAGAAAAGGUUUCUCAGGAUCGUGGAUUCUUGAUCAUCUCCCCCAUUUAUUUCAAGGUGGGAGUUACACUUUUAC